Messenger RNA from Lycium ferocissimum, 2089 nucleotides. RefSeq lists its product as uncharacterized. Gene Ontology annotation, molecular function: molybdate ion transmembrane transporter activity. The record is from RefSeq and is a predicted model, not a curated record. NCBI's taxonomy places the organism in Eukaryota, Viridiplantae, Streptophyta, Magnoliopsida, Solanales, Solanaceae. The transcript is spliced from 9 exons. Gene Ontology annotation, biological process: molybdate ion transport. Gene Ontology annotation, cellular component: membrane. The coding region runs from base 170 to 1504 and encodes 444 amino acids.
CAGCGGGAACACCUUUUACUUGCUAUCAUGGUUGGGCUUUCUGUGGAAUGGGCUUUGGAAAAUAACCCGACUUGGAAACAGUUCGUGAGAGGGGUACUUGAAUAAUCGAAUCGGCGGUAAUUGAUGGAGUAGUAUUUUUGAGAUCGAGUGAAAUUCUGGUUUGUUAAGAAUGGGAGUGAUGGAUGUGUGGGAGCCAAAUCCAGCACUGUGUUUAUUCUUCUUCAUAUCAUGUUGCCUCUCAAUCUACUAUUUGCCUAACACCACCAGAAGUUCUCCCGUCUUUGAUCACGCCCCUUCCUCUUCUUUCAUUCGUUUCCACAGAAGUUUCCUCUUACUCUUUUCUCUUUCUUCAGUGAUGGAAGGCUUGCUGGCAGUGUUUGGAGAGUAUGAACUGGUGUACCAUGGUGUUAGUAGGGAGCAGAUGGUCAUCUCUCUAUGUAUUGGAUAUGCAGCUGCUCUCUUUGUUGGUACCUUUUUGGGCAUGCUCUCAGAUUUGAUUGGCCAGAGAAAAGUCUGCUUGUUAUUCUGCUUGCUGCAUCUUUUUGUUGCCAUAUGGAGGAUGGUUACUGGACAUCCAAGUGUUUGGCUCGCUAGCAUCUGUCUCUCUCUCGCCUCUACGAUAUUCUUCUUCAACUUUGAGACAUGGAUGGUUGUUGAGCAUGAUAAGCUUGAGCAGAGGCAGGAUUCAGUGAAUGAUAUGUUUUGGUUAAUGACUUUUCUUCAAUCUGCAUCUUUCAUUGGAAGCCAAGUGGUUGGUAACUGGUUAAUUAGUGGUCAUGAAAAGACAAAUUUGCUUGCUCCAUCCAGUGCAGUGGUAAUAAUGGCUUUUAGUGCUCUGGCUUAUGUCAGCCGAGGAUGGAAGGAAGAUCCAAAAUCAAUUACUUUUAAAGAUUAUCAGACUAAAUUUCGUACAUACAUAGUCGGUGAUAAAAGGGUUUGGCUUUUGUCAUGGACCCAAGCUACUGUCCACUUCUCAGUUGCAGUAUUUUGGUUUAUUUGGGCUCCAACCGUUGUGGCAGAUGGGAGAGAAGUUUUCCUCGGUUUGAUAUACCCCUGUUUACUUGGUGCGAAAAUGCUUGGAAGCACUGCAUUUGCCUGGUUCUUCAGUGUCCCUUUAUCACUCCGAACAGAUGAGUGCUUAGUAUAUGCCUGUCUUAUUAUGGGCUUCGUCACUUCCAUUGUAGCUUUUGAUUAUCAGGACAUCGAAAUUCUUGUGAUGCUAUUCUGCAUAUUUCAUGCUUGUGUGGGAUUGGUUUUGCCUUCACUUGCCAGAUUGAGAACCAUGUAUGUGCCUAAUGAGGUUCGUGGAGGAAUGAUGUGUUUAUCGAUAGCUCCUUCAAAUGCGCUGAUGUUGUUCCUUCUGAUUCAGGCAUGUUUCUACCAAAAUAUAGAAAAUUCAACAAUUAUAGCUAUGGCCGCUCUUGGCCUUUUUUCUGCAGCUGGAUGCCUGUAUAUGUUAAAGCGGCUCGGGAAGCAACCACAUCAGAACUGGCACAAAUUAUGACCUGUCCCAUAAUUUUGAAACUCUUCUAUUCAUGUGGGUGGAUCCUGUAGCUGUAUAUAACUGGCCGGUUAGUUUAAAGAUAAAGAAACUGUAGCCUUGGAACGUGAUGAUGGGUGCAAAUUAAGCAACAUGCUCUCUCUGCAAAUGGAAAAUCAAGAAAGAGAUAUAGCCGAUUUCAUCAAUCUAUUAUUCUCACAUUGCUUAAGUAAUGAGGUCCCGUGAGAGAUCUCACUAUGGAGUCCAACUUUUCUUUCGAGAUACUUUGCAGAUUGAUGCCUUGAGAAUGCUAAAUGGACAUUUUGUUUCUACUAAGUUUUGGGAAGAAGCAUAAUAUCAGAGGAGCAACGGAAUGCACGGUGGCUUGGUUUGCAUUAUUUAACAGCUCUUCGGAAUUGUGAUGACCAGUGGAAAGUCUAGUUUCAUAUUCACAAAUCACCAAAUAGUAAGAUGGGUUUUCUCUUUACUUCUUUUUUCAUUUAUUUUUUAAACAGACGUACAGGAUCACUGGAUCAGAUCCUUGUAGUGUGUCCUCCAAUUAUUUAGUUGGAUUGCAGAUAUUUUAUAAUUUGAAGAAUGAUUACGUAA